Messenger RNA from Sungouiella intermedia, 1200 nucleotides. Lineage: Eukaryota; Fungi; Ascomycota; Pichiomycetes; Serinales; Metschnikowiaceae. The record is from the annotation of a GenBank genome assembly.
AUGCGUAAGUGCAAAGUGUUUGUUGGAACGUCCCACCCCGAGUUGGGAAAACUAGUGUGUGAUCGUCUUGGCGUGGAGCCUGCGCCUUGUACAUUGAAGAAGUUCUCCAAUGGAGAAACCUCAGUGCAAAUUGGUGUUUCGGUGAGAGAUGAGGACGUCUACAUUAUCCAGUCGGGCUCUCCCGAGAUCAACGACCACAUCAUGGAGUUACUCAUUUUGAUUCUGGCCUGUCGUGGCGGAUCGGCGUCAAAGAUCACCGCCGUGAUUCCCCAGUUUCCUUACUCCAAGCAGAGUAAGAUGAAGAAGCACAGAGGCGCCAUUACUGCCCGUAUGUUGGCCAACUUGUUAAUCAUGGCUGGUGCAGACCAUGUGGUGUCGAUGGACUUGCACGCCUCGCAGAUGCAAGGCUUUUUCACUAAGCCAGUGGACAACUUAUAUGGAGCACCCACAUUGGCCAGAUGGAUCAGACACAACAUCCCCGACUGGGAGAAUGCCGUGGUUGUGUCGAAGAACCCCGGUGGAACAAAGAGAGUCACAGCAUUGGCUGACUCCUUGAAGAUCAACUUCGCCAUGAUUCACACUGACAGACGUAGAACCCAGGACAACUUUCAGAAGACGAAACACCUUAAGGCUGCCACCGACGACGAGGCCAACAAUAUCGGCAGCGAGAUGCAGACUGCCCGUGUGGUAAAGGGCCAUGUGGUGGACGACGACUAUCCAGACUCGCAGACUGCUACUACACCUUCUCCCUUGGCUGAUAGCGAUGUGUUGGGAGGAACUUUCGAUGCCACCAACAGUGACGACGAAGACGAGCCCAUGUCGAUCGAACAGGAGAAAUUGAUUACGUUAGUGGGUGAUGUCCACGAUAAGGUGGCCAUUAUUUUGGAUGACAUGAUCGACAAGCCCAACCUGUUCAUUGCUGCUGCAGAGCAUUUGCGGUUGAACUGUGGAGCUAAGGCUGUGUACGUGGUGGGUACUCACGGAGUGUUCUCAGAUACUUGUUUGGAGGAGUUGAAUGCCUCCAAGUACAUCGACAACAUCGUGGUGACUAACACGUACCCAAUUGAUGAGAAGAGAAGAGUUGCCAACUCCAAGUUGGUUGUGAUUGAUGUUUCGCCCAUUUUCGCCGAGUGCAUCCGCAGAGAUCACUUUGGAGAGUCCAUUUCGGUCUUGUUUGACUCACUUGCGGCCAUUGAGUAG